AUGUCUGUGACACGUUUUACGUUUUGCAAAUUAGUACAAUACAUUCAAAAAUUAGACUUUAACGGUGUAUCUGGCCACAUCAAAUUUAGAGGAGGUCCAUCCCGUUUCUCCACUAUAAACAUCGUCCAAUGGUACAACGAGAGCCAACAUAUCGUAGGCAGUUUCAAUCCUAACGUUACUCACAACAGAGCCGAAAUUAAUGGUGGUAAUCUAACCCUUUACGAGCCGCUCAUUAAAUGGUAUACGGAAAACGGAGCGGUACCAGAAGAUGGCACACUACCCCCUCCUACUUGCGCUUUGGAAGGAUUGGCGAGAGCGUUCAACGUUACUUGUCAGACUGCUGCGAUUAUUUUGAACAUCUUUUUAGUUGCUGUUCUGCUCAUAAUUGUAGUCGUUGUAGUCUUCUACAUGAAGAGAAAAUAUGCUUUGAAGGUUGAGAAAACGAAGAACUAUAUGAGAUCUCUGGGUAUUCCAUUUGACAUGCACAAUACCAGCGACCUCGACAAAUGGGAGAUACGCAGGGAAUGCGUAGUCAUCAACAGAAAACUGGGAGAAGGAGCUUUCGGUACUGUCUAUGGAGGUGAAGUAUCAGUAGACAACAACGGCACCUGGACAGCAGCCGCAGUGAAAACGCUUAAAGUAGGAUCUACUACAGAAGAAAAACUUGACUUUCUUUCGGAAGCAGAAGCAAUGAAACGUUUCGACCAUAAAAAUAUCGUUAAACUCUUGGGAGUUUGCACCAAAGAGGAACCUGUCUAUACCAUUAUGGAAUUUAUGCUGUACGGCGAUCUCAAAACGUAUCUUUUGGCUCGUAGACACUUGGUUAAGUCUGAUAUUGAGGAGUCUGAGGAAGUAAGUCCAAAGCGUUUGACUAAUAUGUCUUUGGAUGUAGCAAGAGGACUGAGUUAUUUGGCGGAGAUGAAAUUCGUUCAUAGAGAUAUCGCUUCGAGAAAUUGUUUAGUAAAUGCCCAACGUUCUGUGAAGAUUGGCGAUUUUGGUAUGACCAGAGCAAUGUUUGAUAAUGACUAUUACAAGUUUACCAGAAGGGGAAUGUUACCUGUAAGAUGGAUGUCUCCUGAAAGUUUAGCUCUCGGUGUAUUUACCCCAUCUUCGGAUAUAUGGAGUUUUGGGGUACUACUCUACGAGAUAAUAACGUUCGGUAAUUUCCCAUUCCAAGGAAAAAGUAACGCUCAGGUUUUGGAACUAGUUAAAGACGGUCAGACGUUGGAUAUUCCAAAAGGCACUAAGCCACAAUUGGUCGGUUUAAUGAAGUCCUGUUGGAAACGAGAAUCCAAAGAGCGUCCCACAGCAUGCCAAAUUGUAGAAUUCCUCGCAAACAACCCAAGACUGUUAUCGCCAUGUUUAGACGUUCCAAUAUCAUCAGUGCAAAUCGGAGACAGUGAUCAGCUCGAAUUGUCCCGCAAAGACCUAAAAGUGUCUCCAAGUAAAUCUGCGAACGGAUCGACGUUCCAAGCUCCAAACACAGUGUUUGACGAUAGGCCAGAUCCGGAUAGCAUACCUCUGGAGGUGUGCUGUGUCAAAGAGCCGCUGUUGGGGCAGGGACGGGCUAGCAGCUCGAAUUUACUCAGCAGAUUAGGGGUAGGCAGCAAACGAGAGUCUGAAGACGACGAUGAAUAUUUAGAACAAAACGUUCCAGAUGCACAGGAUAACACUAAUGUAUAA
Messenger RNA from Diabrotica balteata, 1683 nucleotides. The record is from the annotation of a GenBank genome assembly. NCBI's taxonomy places the organism in Eukaryota, Metazoa, Arthropoda, Insecta, Coleoptera, Chrysomelidae.